Molecule: messenger RNA, 828 nt
Organism: Naegleria gruberi
Lineage: Eukaryota; Heterolobosea; Eutetramitea; Acrasida; Naegleriidae
Exons: 1
Coding region: 1-828 (275 amino acids)
Source: RefSeq, a predicted model, not a curated record
AUGAUUAAAAACGUGCUCGCAAAGCCACUUCGUCGUUAUCCUUGUUGCAAUAAUUAUCGGAAUUUAAUUAGUAAUAAUAUUAUUCGGGUGCAAAAAUUCGAAUUUUCAUCAUCGUGUCUUUUGAGAGGAGAAAUACCGGCCGAUCAAGAUGUUUUUGAAUUGAUGAAUAAGAAGGGAGUACAUGGAAGGAGAAAUUUUGGAACACUAUUUGAAUCUAAGGAAGAAACAUCAAAACAAAUUAGUGAAACCAAAGUGGAUAGAAAGAUUUCAUUAACAGAGGAUGAAGCUAGAAAGAUUGCUGAAAAGAUGUUGACCAUUGAUCAUUCUAUUGACCAUUUUAGAAAACAAAUUGAGGAAUGUGCUGGUCAAACAGAUAGAACCGAGAGAGUGAAUAGUAUUCUGUGGGAAAUGCAAAAGCAAAAUAAGACACCUGAUUUUGCUAUGAAAUUACUUAUACAAGAUGUUUCCGAAGGUAAAAAGCCACGUAAAAGAUAUGAUGAUUCACAAUUUAAUUUCAACAAGACAUCUGAAGCCGAUGAAUCAACAGAUAACACUGAAUCAUCUGCUACACUCACAGUUGACCAAGAAAAUUCAUCCUAUACACUCAAUUAUCAAGCUACUGAAAGAAUUGUAAUUGAAAAGUUUGUUGGUGUCAAACCAGGUGAAGAUCAUGGUCAUAAAUCAAACACUGCACCUCCAGUUCAAAAGGAGAAAGAUUUCAAGGAUACGAACUUUUUCGAACCAAUCAAAGCUGCCCUGAGUAAGACGAGGAGAGAAACUGAAGAAUCUAUUAGUACCAUUUUCAAAGGAAAAUUCUCAAAGAAGUAA